CUAAGCCGAAGCAGCUCUCUCCAGUGCUCUCCUUCACCUUCUUUCUCGGCUUGGAUUCUAUCCAUGGGGGGCUCAUCGUCUUCUUGGAUUCUCGGUUGGGAGAGAGAGAGAGAGAGAGAGAGAGAGAGAGAGAGAGAGAGAGAGAGAUUGCAGCAGAGGAGAAGGUGCAGAGAGACAGUGGGGAACAGAAAGUGACGGAGGGUGGAGGCUAGAGAGAGUAAAGGUGAAGAGUGGGCCGCCCCCUUUGAACUUGUGGCGAUCAAUGAAAGGAGUGGUGGUGGGAGGCUGACGUAGAGGGACAGGAGUGCAAUAUCAAUCAUCAGUCUAUAAGAAGACACGCAUGCACAUGCACGCUUCGAAAAAGCCAACACCACAACAACUGCUUUCCAUCUCCCGCUUCCCUUGCCCCGUUCACCCCCAAGCCCACACCAUGCCGGAAACUGCGUCGCACGUCGCCGACGACCAUGACGACAAGCCCCACGUGGCGGUCCUGGCGAACUCGGGGCUCGGCCACGUCAUCCCCCUCCUCGAGUUCGCGAAGCGCCUUGUCGUCGGCCACGGCUUCCGCGUCACCUUCCUCGUGGUCACCACCGUCGACCCGACCCCAGCUCAAGACCAGCUACUAAAUGCGCCAGGCCUCCCGCAUGACCUGCACGUGCUCGGCCUCCCGGCCGUCGACACCGCCUCCAUCGUCCCGGAAGACUGCCGUGUCCUCACCCGCAUAUGCUUCGUCGUCGAAGCAAGCCUCAAGAGCCUCGAAGCCACGCUCAUCGAGCUGAGCCCGAAGGUGCUAGUUGUAGACUUAUUCUGCACUCAAGCCUUCGACGUCGCUGGCAAGCUCAGCAUCCCGACCUACUCGUUCUUCACGUCGUCGGCCACGAUGCUCGCGUUCUCGUUGUACCUGCCGACGCUCGACCGCGAGGUGACGGGCGAACUGGUGGACCUGCCAGGGCUGGUCCGGGUCCCUGGUUGCCCGUCGAUCCGACCGGACGACCUGCUGGACCAGGUGAAGGACCGAAAAAACGAGGAGUACCGGUGGUACCUGUACCACGUCAGCCGGUUGCCGACGGCAGCCGGGAUCUUCCUGAACACCUGGGAGGGCCUCGAGCCAGGUGCGCUCCGGGCGCUGAGCGAGGACUCCUUCUAUAGGCAGGUGCCGGUUCCACCGGUCCACGCGAUCGGGCCGCUCGUGCACGGCGAUGGUGACACGGAGGGGCUGCGCUCGACGGAUGCCGAGUGCCUCACGUGGCUGGACGGGCAACCGGAAGAGUCGGUCGUGCUGGUGUCGCUGGGAAGCGGCGGGACGCUGACGAGGGAGCAGCAGGUGGAGAUGGCCUGGGGUCUGGAGCUGAGCCAACAGAGGUUCUUGUGGAUCGUUCGGAAGCCCACGGAUGCCUCUGCCUCGGCUGCGUUUUUCAACGUGGGGAGCGACGAGGAAGACGAUCUGACCAAGUAUCUACCACAAGGUUUCCAGGAGAAGACUCGAGAGGUAGGCAUGGUGGUGUCCUCUUGGGCUGCCCAGGUGGCCAUACUGAGCCACCCCUCGAUCGGAGCAUUCCUAUCGCACUGCGGUUGGAACUCAUCUGUCGAGAGCUUGGCCAAAGGCGUGCCGAUGAUAGCCUGGCCGCUCUAUGCGGAGCAGAGGACAAACGCAACGAUGCUGGUGGAAGAUGUCGGCGUUGCCAUUAGGCCGUCAAUCGAGGGGGGAAGGAAGGUGGUGGGAAGGAAGGAGAUCGAGAGGGUGGUGAGGGCCGUGAUGAGGGGAGAAGAAGGGAAGAGAAUGAGACGUAGGGCUCGAGAGAUUAGAGAUAGCUCGGUCGAGAGCAUGACCCGUGGCGGGUCGUCUCAAGCAUCGCUUGCCGUUGUGUGUGAAGAUUGGAAGACGAAGUCCAGAGGAUGCGAGGAAGAGCUUUGUGCGGAUCGUGCUUCGUAGAUUGCGUUUGUGUUCUUCUACGAGGACAUACAGCAAGAAUGGAGCUCAUAACUUUGGAUGUCAUAUCCUUUUUGGACGUGAGACAAUAAGAUUUCAUGUUCGAGAGUCGUAAUAAAGAUAUUUUAUUCUUAAUUGAAAAGGACAAAAGUCCGUCUGUA
This is a messenger RNA of Syzygium oleosum, 2091 nucleotides long. Its product is annotated as anthocyanidin 3-O-glucosyltransferase 5-like. NCBI's taxonomy places the organism in Eukaryota, Viridiplantae, Streptophyta, Magnoliopsida, Myrtales, Myrtaceae. The record is from RefSeq and is a predicted model, not a curated record. The transcript is spliced from 2 exons. Gene Ontology annotation, molecular function: UDP-glycosyltransferase activity. Bases 341 to 1933 code for a protein of 530 amino acids.